Myzus persicae (green peach aphid) is the source of this 3672-nucleotide messenger RNA. RefSeq names its product enkurin-like. Gene Ontology annotation, molecular function: calmodulin binding. The transcript is spliced from 4 exons. The record is from RefSeq and is a predicted model, not a curated record. Lineage: Eukaryota; Metazoa; Arthropoda; Insecta; Hemiptera; Aphididae. The coding region runs from base 326 to 1102 and encodes 258 amino acids. Gene Ontology annotation, cellular component: acrosomal vesicle.
UUCGUUGACUCAACGCCAUUUACCAAUAUAUUAUAUAAGUAUGAACUUCUUACGUUGGGUAAAGAAAGUAUAAUAAUCGAAUUCGUUACAACGUAAUAUUAUGAUGUGUUUGAUUGCAGUAUAUUUGAAUUAUAUUAUGUUUUCCGUCAUAAACUGCUACUGCAGCGUUGCUAUAGCUAAAAUGUACACUUCCGUCUGUCAUCGUCAUUGAUCCAACAAAUAUUUUGGUAUACCAGACGCGACUCGAUACUUAUUACAUAUUUUGAAUUUAGUAUAUCCAUCGGGAAGUUGAUAAUACAGUAGAUUUUGUGGUACGAGUUCAACGAUGAGUAAAUUCCAGGAGAAUAUUAAACACUUGAUUCCAAGACCAAAAACACCCGUCGUCAAACCGCCGAUGUACCGCUCGAUUUACACUGAGUCUGUGAGGAGGACGCAUAAGUCAAACAAUAACUGUCAUAAGACUAUGGGCUAUGCCGAAGUUGAGCUCGAUCCACCGUCACAGUUUCUAAAGAAGCACACCAGAAAAGAUAUGAGACCAUCUGUCGAAAUAAAUAAAACUAGAUGCUGUGCUAGAAAAUCGAUUCAGAGACCGUGCGACGGCGCAGCGACAAAUGUUUCCAAAAAACUGCCAACAAAAACGCGGAAAAACAUUAGACAAACUAACAUCAUUGACGUUAUAAAGAAGGUGCCACCAUUGCCGAGGCAUCGGGUCCAGGACACAAGGAAUGGACACGUAAUUGUACUGAACGAAGCCGGUUUGGAGCCCACUUACGUGUCCAAGAAGAAUUAUGGAAAAACACCAGCAUAUAUCGUGAAAAUGUACAAGGAAAAAGAAAUGGCCCAACUAAUGGAGACUGAACGAAAACGAGCUGUAAUACCGCCUUUCCGAUAUUUACCCGAGGUCGAACGUAACGAAAUGUUGAACGGACUGAAGACAAAUUGGGCUGAACUUCACAAAGAAUUUUUACUGUUGCCGAUGCUCACCGACACGGUGCCAAAAAUGAAGAGGAAAACCAUGUUGGAAAAGCAACUGAACAACUUGGAGAAAGAUAUUGACCUGUUAGAGAGAAACCCCUCAAUUUAUGUAUGCCAAGAUGCAUAGGUCUUUGAAAAGCUUAAGAAUCUUCUACGGAUCUAACAAAUAACAUCACAGCUAAAUAUCAUUUUUUAUUUUGACGAUACUAUGGUAUGCCAUUAGUUAACUGAACUUUUUUUUAAAAUUACAAUUUUUCGUUAAUGAUAAUUGUUAAUAACGUUGUCAGAAUUAGAUAUUUGACAUUUCCUAUAACGAUUACUCGCGAAGUAAUAUCGAUUAUGACAAUCACCAUUUUUUAAUUUGAAAUCAUUAAAAUUAUAGUUAUAGUUAGGAUUAGUAUUAGGUUGGGAUGAAAUUUCAUUAAGUUAAUCAAAUAUAAAACGUGUGAUAACAUAACAGAAAAUUAAUUGUAUCUACUAUGGGCCAAAAAAACGGAGAUUUUUCAGUAAUUGCUUACUCUCUAUUAAUUUAUAUAUUUAUUUAUUUAUACAGACAAAGUCUAAUUACAUUUUACAUUUUACAAUAUAUAAUAAUGAUAAUAAUAAUAGUAUAAUAAUAUUUGACGAUAAAUAAAUUUUUGAAUAAUGUCUAAAUCAUAAACUUUUAACACAUUGUAAUUAAAUCUAAGGAAUAAUGAUAUUUUAAUUGCAUUCAAAAACAGUAUUAUAAGUUCAGCUAGUGAUCCAAAAAUGGUCAAAUCGUUGUUAGGAAAAUUGUAAGUAUAAUAUUUAUACCGCUUAUAAGGACCUAAUUUAAAAAUUAAUUCAACCUUUAAACAUCGCUUUUCGCGUAAAAAAAGGCAAAUAAAAUACAAUUAAUGUGGAAAAAUAUAUGUUUUGUGUUAACGAGCCAACUAAGUAGGUACAUUUUUAAUCAUUUCUAAUAAAAUAAGUAUAUUACACGAGCUUAGAAGACUUUUUUUAUAUUUGGACAUUUUCGUAGUGAUAUAUAGAACUUUGCAUUAUGCAUAUUAAGUAAAACUUAUAAAUUAUUUAUUUAUUCUUCGUGGGGGAAACAAAGAUCUAAUUUAAAAAGAAUAAGAGUAGUGACUUAAAAUUUAAACUUUAAAUAAUAUAUUAUGCUGUAGUAUAACGAAGAUUACAAUUUCGAGAAAUACAAUUAUUUUAUUUGCCUAAAAAAGGAUAGUUAGGUUAAAUGUUUUAAAGAUUUUGUUUUACUAAAUGUGUAGGUAAUUUCAAAAAUCUCAAUAGGAUUAUAGAAGAUAAAAAAAUAAACUUAAAUAAAAAUAAUAUGUUGCAAAGUAAUUAUUAUUUUAUUAUUUUUUUAAAAUAUUAAAAUCCAUGAAAACCCCAAAUUAUUUUUAAAUUUCUUAAAACUGUGACCCUGUAAUAAUUCAUUAAAUUUUAGGUUUAAGACAGGGGUCAAUGAAUUAAAAUGACUUAAAAAGAAAUCAUCUAUCCAUGUCUGGUGAGAAAGGGAAAAAAUUAAUGGAUACUUUUCAAAAAACUGUUAUUACGCAUAUGUCAACCAAAUGAGUUAAAAACUUGAAAUUUUACCAAAAUGUGUCCUUCAGUAUCCUAUACCUUUUACGUAGUACAAGUACACCGUAUUUCAAUCUAAGGCCAUCAACUUGAGAUAUUUAAUCCUAGACCAGCUCAGUGAGGAUAUCUCAGUUUUCAAUUAAGAGGGAAAAAACUUUUGACAAAAUAUAGGAAACAGAAAUAAAUCGAUGUCUUCGAGCGUAAUCUAAUUUCAACUUUCUUUUUUUUACCUCUAUGCAAUAUUGUCGCCUUACAAUCCUAAUUGCGUAUGAAUUAUCCUAAUAUUAUUGCAAAAAAGCACGCUCGAGGAGCUAAAUAAUAGUAUAAUAGGUAGUAAAGCCAGUCCACAGCAGUACCCAUUGGCCAUUGGCGUAAUUCAAUUAAAUUUCAGCAGAUGCAAAACUUUUAUUAGUCCAAUAAAGACAAAUUAAGUCAUAUUUUUUAGUCAACAACGCUUCGCUCGCGUGAACUAUAUUUUUUAUAUUUGAUUACGAAUAUGCAAAUAUCAAAAUCUGUAUGUCUUUGACACUAUACGUCUGUAUAAUAUAAAUUUUAAAAAUAAGCAAUAUUUAUAUCAAAUAAAAAAAUGUUAUUUUGGUAAAUUUAGUUCAAAUAGUCUGCAAUGACGGGACACGGCUAUCGGGCUCGUUUAAUGGAUGAAUGAUAACAAAAUUAUUACAUCACUCUGUUUUAAUAUUUGUUCAGUAUUGUAUGGCAACGUAUUAUGGUACAUUUUUGAAUGGAAUAGUUUAUAUUCUUUCGACAACCACCUUACAAUCUAAAGUUGGAUUCAGAACUCCGGUAACUCAGAAGUCAUACCAAAUACCUACGGUAAAAACGAAUGACCUAGAGGCCGAUCCUCUAAGAGUCUGGAAACCCAUGCCUCUAGCGAAUCGCGGUUAUAAUAUUUUGUAAAAACUAAUUUCAAUAUUAAAAACUUUUCUGUAUAAUAUAAUAUGUAUUAUUGAAUAUUUCCAUUCAUGUACUUUCCUAUGAAGUUUUAAAAUUAUUUCCAUGAGUAUCUAUACAGAUACUUAUUUUGAUUUCACCCAUUCGAUUCACUCAAUUCAAAUAAUAAUAAGUAGUUGAUUAUGGGUUUUCUACAUUUAGUUUAAAAUUAUCGAUCGUUCCUAA